This is a messenger RNA of Anguilla anguilla (European eel), 2952 nucleotides long. It is a transcript of the gene rpl4, whose product is annotated as ribosomal protein L4. The coding region runs from base 185 to 2893 and encodes 902 amino acids. The transcript has 10 exons. Lineage: Eukaryota; Metazoa; Chordata; Actinopteri; Anguilliformes; Anguillidae. Gene Ontology annotation, cellular component: ribosome; cytosolic large ribosomal subunit. Gene Ontology annotation, molecular function: RNA binding; structural constituent of ribosome. Gene Ontology annotation, biological process: translation. The record is from RefSeq and is a predicted model, not a curated record.
GUAUUCCUAUGAUCUAUUAUAUUAUUUGUUUACAGGGUUAUGUCACCAUUUUUUCUUCUUUAAUUGUAAAAUAUUUCAAUAUCGGAAGUGACCGGUUGUCGAUGUAUAUACUAUAGGGGGUGAGCAGUAAACUUCCUUUUCGUCAGUGGUCGCCAUCGUUGGAAGACCGUGGUCUCCCGAGAAAAUGGCCUGCGCCCGACCCCUGAUAUCGAUUUACUCCGAGAAAGGAGAGGCCUCAGGCAAAAAUGUGGUUAUGCCUGCUGUAUUCAAGGCGCCCAUCCGCCCGGACAUUGUGAACUUUGUUCACACCAACAUGCGCAAGAACAGCCGUCAGCCCUAUGCUGUCAGCGAAUUGGCCGGUCACCAGACCAGCGCAGAGUCCUGGGGCACGGGCAGAGCUGUGGCGCGUAUCCCCCGCGUGCGCGGUGGCGGCACUCACCGCUCCGGCCAGGGAGCCUUCGGAAAUAUGUGCCGCGGAGGACGAAUGUUUGCCCCCACUAAGACCUGGCGUCGCUGGCACCGCAGAAUCAACACCACCCAGAAACGCUACGCCAUCUGCUCUGCCCUCGCUGCCUCUGCUCUGCCUGCGCUCGUCAUGUCUAAAGGGCACCGCAUUGAGGAGAUCCCAGAGGUCCCCCUGGUGGUGGACAACAAGGUUGAGGGAUACAAGAAGACAAAGGAGGCAGUGUUGCUGCUGAAGAAACUGAAAGCCUGGAAUGACAUCAAGAAAGUGUAUGCUUCCCAGCGGAUGCGUGCUGGUAAGGGUAAGAUGAGGAACCGCAGACGUAUUCAACGCAAGGGGCCCUGCAUCAUCUACAAUGAAGACGGUGGCGUUACAAAGGCCUUCAGAAACAUUCCCGGCAUCACCCUUCAGAACGUGAACAAACUGAACCUUCUCCGCCUCGCCCCUGGUGGCCAUGUCGGCCGCUUCUGUAUUUGGACAGAGGGUGCCUUCAGCAAGCUGGACGAACUGUAUGGCACUUGGCGCAAGGCCGCCUCCCUCAAAGUGGAUUACAACCUUCCAAUGCACAAGAUGACAAACACAGACCUAAGCAGAAUUCUCAAGAGCCCAGAAAUACAGAAAGCUCUUCGCGCUCCGAACAAGAAGAUCAGCCGUAGAGUGCUAAAGAAGAAUCCUCUAAAUAACCUCAGGGUGAUGAUGAAGCUCAACCCCUACGCAAAGACAGCACGGCGAAACGCCAUCUUGCUGCAUGACAAAACUAUUCAAGACAAGAUGCUGAAAUCUAAGAAGAAGAAGAAGAAGCCAUCGAAGCCCGUGCCGGUGCCUCCUCCUGAGCCCAAGCCCAAGAAAGCAAAGAAGGCCAAGAAGCCGAAGGCUGUGAAACGCCCGGCCCCAGCAGAACCUGCUGUAGAAGAGGGUGUUGCAGAGGAGGUGGCCAUGGAAGAGGUGCCAGCGGCUAAGAUGCCCUUACUGGAGAUGCCUGUGGCUGAGGAGCCUGAAGUGGAAGCACCCGUCGUGGAAAUGCCUGAGGAGGAGAAACCUGCUGAGGAGAUCCCUGCUGAGGAGGAGCCAGAGGAUGAAAUGCCUGUAAUGGAGACACCUGCAGAUGAGGAUCUGCUGGCCGAGGCGGCAGAGGCUGAAGAUUUGGCUGUGAGCCCAGUACCCGAAGCACUUGCUGCUGAGGUUCCUGAGGCCGAGGUAACCCCGGUUGAGGCAGUAGAGGCUGAGAUUCCUGAGGCUGAAGUAACCCAGGUUGAGGCAUCAGAAGCCGAGAUUGCUGAGGCUGAAGUAACCCAGGUUGAGGCACCAGAAGCCGAGAUUCCUGAGGCAGAGGUAGUCGAGGCAGUAGAAGCUGAGAUUCCUGAGGUAACCCAGGUCGAGGCUGUAGAAGCUGAGAUUCCUGAGGCCGAGGUAACCGAGGUUGAGGCACUGGAAGCUGAGGUGACUCCGGUUGAGGCACUGGAAGCUGAGAUUCCCGAAGCUGAGGUGACUCCGGUUGAGGCACUAGAGGCUGAGAUUCCCGAGGCUGAGGUGACUCCGGUUGAGGCACUAGAGGCUGAGAUUCCCGAGGCUGAGGUGACUCCGGUUGAGGCACUAGAGGCUGAGAUUCCUGAGGCAGAGGUGACUCAGGUUGAGGCACUAGCAGCUGAGAUUCCCGAGGCCGAGGUGACCCAGGUCGAGGCACCUGAAGCAGAGAUCCUUGCAGCCGAAAUCCCAGCAGCUGAGAUUGUUGCAGCGGAGGCACCUAAGGAUGAGAUGGCUGUAGAAGAAGAAGCAGAGGAACUCGCACCUGAGGUGCCUGAAGCUGAGGCCGUGGCAACUGAAGUUCUUGUAACUGAGGCAGUCGAGACUGGGAUACCACCAAUGGAGACGCCAGUAACUGAGGCAGUAGAAGCCGAGGUGCAGGAAACUGAGGCAGAGGCACCAGCCAUGGAAAUUCCUGUGGCUGAGGCAAUCGAACCAGAGAUGCCAGCUAUGGAGGUUCCUGUGACUGAAGCCAUCGGACCAGAGGCACCUGUAGCAGAGGCGCUGGAGGCAGAACAACCACCUGUGGAGAUGCCUGUAACUGAGGCAGCGAUAGAAGAGGCACCAGAGGCAGAGACCGCAGCUGCCGAGGCCCCAGCUCUUGAGGAGUUUGAGGAUGUCACCUACAUUGCUAAGAUGCUCCCAGUUGAAACGGUUGAAAUGGAGGCAGCGGAGGUUCUGGAAGCGGAGACCCCUGCAACCAAGGUUUUGGUAGCGGAGACACCGGUAGCAGUGGAGGAGCCUGCAGAAGAAAUUCCAGCAGCGGAGACGCCUUCAGCCGAGGUGCUGACCACAGAGGUGGCAGAGGUGGAGAUGCUGGAGGCUGAAAUGCCUGCGGUGCAAGUGCCUCAGGAUGAUGACGAGAAGAUGGAAGUGGAGGCGCCCGAGGCUGAGAUGCCCAAGUAAAAACCUCUUUUCAUAGUUUUUUCCAAAAUGGAAUUAAAAUAAAAUCCAGUUUAAAAGAA